UCAGUGUUGACCUCUCUUAUUUAUCUACUCCCACGCGUCGCGCACCUCUGUUGCUCAUCGCUGUCAUAUUCAUCGCCGACGCUAUCUACCCUACCUCUGUCAUUCGCAAUCACUCAUAGCCCAUCAACACACCUCUUUGCCAGUUUGUUUUUCGAUUGUAGCCAUAUCAGCAAUCACUGUCUCGCGCUACCUCCCACGAUCUCUUAGCCAUCCCACUUACUUGUCUGUAAUCACCCCACGCACCGUCCUAACAAUCUGGCGUCCACGGCUUCUACUCCUCCGCCCAUCCAACGGCUCGAAGAGGACCUCAUUAAUCGUUCGUUGCUCGAUUCUGUCGAAGCCCAAGGAGACGCAGAACCCAUUCAUCCAUCUCCGCAACCUGCUAUGUCUCACUCAAAUUCUAACCCUGGUUCAGGCGCACCAUCUCCUGAAGCGCAGUUUCAUAUCCCACCUGUCAAUAGGCCUGAUUCCCCCAGCAAUAUCGAUUUCAAUGUCAACCACGAGAAUGAUCGUUUACUCCGCACUUCCCUUCUUCAGCAACAUAUUGAUGAUAAUCAUCAUCGAAAUUCGGAGUCAUUGUUCUCUCAUGGCGGAGUUCAAUCCAUGUAUAACACAUCCAAUAAUUUCCAUCUCCUCCCGGAGUACCUUUCAGACGACAUCUCCCUCAAGCAGAGUAUCGCCGGAAGUAAGCCUUCGAACGACUUUGGCGCUGGGUCGUUAAGGUCGUCUUUGAGCGCUUAUAACGGAAUCAGUGGUGGCAAUGUUUCCAGUGCUGCUACCACCGGCUCAUAUCGCUUGCGUCAACCAGAUGGUCUCCCCUCACAAUCUUAUUCAAACACAAACGAGAUAUUUGGGUCUCAUCAGCCCUUAAAUUUGCAGCACCAACUUUCUCAGCAAUCUCAGCAGAGUACUUCCAGGUCUGCCGCAUUCGAGUCACGUAACGGGUAUGACUUCGGAACCAGCUCUCCGCUAGGAGGCAGUAAGGUUCCUCAACAAUUUGCUUCCUUGGACCCGUUCCUCCAAGCGCAUUCCUCUAAGGGCCAACAACAGUCACAGGUCCACGACGCUUAUCAUUCACUAUCGCACAGUAACUCUGGUUCUCAGAUGCCUUACCUAAAUGGCGUACACCUUCAAAGUCAGACGCCUUAUGGUCCUCACCUGCAGUCUAACGGUGGCGUUGCAGCAGUGUCGGCAAGCAAUGCAAGACCCAUAGGUAGUGUUGGGCAGAUGAAUUUAAACGUCGAGUCGCAGGGCGUUAAUAGUGGACUGCCAGAAGAGAUUUCGACCAUUUUUGUGGUUGGCUUUCCUGAUGACAUGCAGGAGCGCGAGUUCCAGAAUAUGUUUACAUUUUCCUCCGGCUUUGAAGCUGCGACCCUGAAGAUCCCCAACAAGGAGUAUACGGCUUAUGGGUCGGUCGGUGGCACGACUUCGACUACUCCAUCUGGUCUCCCUCUCCGUGGAGGUGCCUAUGCCGGUUAUUUGGCCGCCGGUUCCAAUGAUCCUUACAAUGUCGUCACCGUCAAUCAAGGGGGAGUUGUGAUCGACAAUGGACGAGAUGGCCCAACGACCUCUUGGCCACCCCUCGCCAUGCCGCUAGAUGAGCCUUCGCACUUCCAAGUUGGACAAGGGCUAGGUGGCCAGCCACCCCGAAAGCAGAUCAUAGGUUUUGCCAAGUUUCGUACUCGUCAGGAGGCUCUCGAGGCAAGAGACCUGCUUCAGGGCCGCCGCGUCGACAUCGAGAAAGGUGCAAUUCUGAAGGCCGAAAUGGCGAAGAAGAACUUGCACACCAAGCGAGGCGUUGGUAUGGGUGCCACGACAUCCGGAGGUGGUGGAAGUGUUUCUCUGGGUAAUGGUAUGGGGAAUAUCGGAGGGUUGAGUGCAAGCGGAGGCAUGGGCUCGCUUAGCGGUCUUGGAAGCAACGCUGAUAUCAUUGCUAAUCUCGCCGGCCUGGGUCUCAACAACAAUCUCAAUUUGAACAAUCUGACUACGCUCACCGGCAACAACUCUGAUGUCCUCUCACCGCGCGAAAGGGAGUUAAACUCGGUGGGUCUGGGCGGGUCUGGCUGGCGUGAGGGGAGGCUCGGAGACAGUAGUGAGGAUGAGCGGGAUAACAUCAUCCGUGACAGGCGCAGGGAGGCCCUUGGCGUUGGGCUCGGUUUGAUGCGCGGUGCUCGUGAACGCGCUCAAGCUGAUGAAGAAGAGAGAGUCAGGCGCAGCAAGGACCUCAAGCAGUUCCAGACCGACCCUUCUCGUAUGUUACCUGGAAAUACUCCCGCUUUUGAGGCUUUCCAUUCGGUUUCCGCCCCCACUUUAUCCCGUCAUUCUCAGAGUGGUCUCCUCUCUCCUGCGGGUGGGUCGAUGUCCAUUUCUGGGCUAACAGAAGGUGGAAGCAGCGGUCACAGCCCACUUAUGGGAAAUGGAUAUGGUAACAUCAUCGCUCAGACUGGUCGGGACGGCUCCAGCAAUGUAACUCCUGACCACAGUGGUCUUCGCGAGUCCCGAAGUAUCGGACCUUGGGAUGCGCCUUCUCCGCGUGAGAGGGAGGCAUCCGGUAUUCCACAAACCCUUUCGUCACUGUAUGCAGCUCGGAAGUCCUCUAUGAUACCAGUUCGACCUCCAUCCCCUCAGGACGAGUCUCCUCCGCUUUCUCACGCAGCCUUCUCACCAUGCGAUGAGGACGAUAUGAUGCUUCCACCGCACCGUUCUGGCGCGUUGCGCUCGCUUUAUCCCCUAUCUUCCCAGUUGGAAGAGUCUUUGCAUCUACAGAGCCAGUCGCAGUCGGUGGCACCUGGCAGCGCUACGUCAAGUUCCGCUGGAGGGUUUGAGGGUGACAGACCAGUCCUCCUCGCAGUUAGUACCAGUGCCCAACCGAGCUCGGGCAGUGCUGGUAUCGGCUCACCUCAGCUUGCAUCGCCUUCUUCCCAGUCAGGAUCUGCAAGUUCGUCUACUGGAAUGAAUGGAGGGGGUAGUGCAACUAGUGCGGGGAACGCUGUCGGUGCAGGUCCAAGGAAUGUUGUUGUCGACCAAAACCCGCCUAUUAAUACCUUGUACGUGGGCAACCUUCCGACAGGGUCAGUUGGCAGUGGUUACCCUGCAGGGUUUCUGGAGGAUAGUCUAAGAGAACUUUUCUCUCGGCGCCCGGGGUAUAGGAAGUUAUGCUUCAGGCAAAAAAGCAACGGUCCAAUGUGCUUCGUUGAGUUCGACGAUGUGCAUUUUGCCACGAAAGCUCUCAAUGAUCUGUAUGGCAAUACUCUCGGUGGCAUCGUCAAGAAUGGUGGUAUCCGCUUAUCAUACAGCAAGAACCCAUUGGGCGUACGCACGCCAACUAGUGCUGGCACCGGCGCACCCUUGGUUCAACAACAGCAAGGCAAUGUUCACUCUGGUGUUGCAUCCCCCUUCCCCCCCGAGUCAUUUCAACUUCGUCACCCCUUUGAUGUCGAAGCGUCUAUAGGGAUGAGACGUGAUAGCUCGAACACAAUAUCUAUAUCCGGGGCGUAUGGCUACUCAAGAUCACCACCCCCUCCACGGUUUUUCUCACCGCCUCCGUCAUCCACAAACUUCGGUAUCGCGCCCGCGCCGUCCGUUAGCAAUGCGAACACCUUUCCUCGUGGCUCACAAGCCUUUGGACUUCCUUCACCUAAUGGUGUACCUUCAACUUUUUCGCCAUUCGGUCUACCACUUUCGUCGCCUCGUUCGCGCGCAAAUGGUCUUCCUCCAUCGCAUGCCUUGAUACCCGAUCAGAGCUCAGAAGGUUCCCUGGCUCACGAUCACCCGCAGCAUUUCCCGCAUCGCGCUUUGUCGCCUUCAUCGACCACACUAGAGGCCGCUAGGGCCGGUUAAAGGGACGAACUUAAAUUCCCUCGUAUUCUCACAGUCCGCAUGCAAGCAUCUACAGCACAAAUCUGCAAGUUAUAUAUAUAUCUGUACUUACCACUCCACGACAUGAUUGACAUCCCUCCAUUUCUCAUUGAUCGCAUGGUUUUCCCCAGAGCCCAUUUUUCGGACUGUCAACUUCGCCGUCGCCUCCAAUUUUUUAUUUUUUCCCCGUUUCGCAACCAUUAAUCGCAAUCCUCCAUUCUACAUACUCACAAUCGGGCUGUUUU
Suillus bovinus is the source of this 4103-nucleotide messenger RNA. RefSeq lists its product as uncharacterized. NCBI's taxonomy places the organism in Eukaryota, Fungi, Basidiomycota, Agaricomycetes, Boletales, Suillaceae. The coding region runs from base 385 to 3840 and encodes 1151 amino acids. Gene Ontology annotation, molecular function: mRNA binding. The record is from RefSeq and is a predicted model, not a curated record. The transcript is spliced from 4 exons.